AUGUCUACCCGCACAUCCACCCGUCAGGCCGCACAAAAGGCAAAGGAAGCCAUAUCAACUACCAGUGAAACAGGAGGCAGAGCAUCUGCGGGCACGAAGCGCAAAGCUCCGGAGCGGAAGGCGCCCCAGCCGAAGAAGGAAAAGAAGGAAGACCAGACUCUUCAACCGGAAGAGAAAGCUACCGACACAGGAGUGCAUCGCACCCAAGAGACAAAGCCUAAGGAAGAGGAGCCCAAGAAAGAAAAGCCCAAGGAACAAAAGCCCAAGGAAGAAGAGCCCGAGAAAGAAGUGCCCGAGAAAGAAAAGCCCGAGAAAGAAGAGCACAAGGAAGAAGAUCCCAAGGAAGAAGAGCCUAAGGAAGAAGAGCCCAAGGAAGAAGAGCCCGAGGAAGAAGAGCCUAAAGCAGCUCCUCCUCAGCCUCGUACUUCACCAGAAGAAAGCAAUAAACCUGAACUGAAUGUUGAAUCUGGCAUCCGCAAAUCCGAAGAAAGAGAAGACAUCGUCCCCUCGAAUAUCCUUGAAAAGGGUAUCAUCUACUUCUUCUACCGGCCACGAGUCAACGUUGAAGAACCUGAGGGAGUGGGUGAUGUUGCUCGCAGUUUCUUUGUGCUGCGUCCAGCUCCACUAGGUGCUGAACUCGAUUCAGACCAGGGACCGGUGGACAAAGAUGCCCAAUGUCGCCUGUUGAUGCUCCCAAAGAAAAAGUUUCCCACAUCGCCCAAGGAAAGAGAUAUGGGUUUUGUGGAGAAGGCCAAACAGUCGAUGAAGGAUCUACAGGAGAACUUCAUCGCAGGCUCAACGUACCAGACUGCAACCCGUGGCGAGCGUACCAUCGAGGAGGCUCGACCGUACGCGGAAGGGGUCUAUGCAAUCACAUCCACAAAACGAGCAUCUCACUUGGCCUAUGUGUUAACAAUCCCCUCCGAUAUUGGCGAAAUCCAGGAGAACUUCGGACUGCAUCAGCGCGGCAGCUGGAUCGUCCAGUCCAAGAACCCGAAGUUCCCUGGUCCAAGCUUUGCCCAAUUACCCAAGGAGCCCCAAUACCCCGAGUCGGUCCUUCAGAAAUUCGGAGACCUCCGAUGGGUGCCCCUGGAGCCUGACUUCAUUGAGUACCCAAAUGCCCAGUUUUUGAUGAUCGGCGAGGCACAGGAUCAUCUGGGCAAAGCUGCCACAGCUGAAGGGGGAAAGCAGCCACAUGAGAUAGAACCAGGUGAAGAGCUAGAAAAGAUGGAACAGGAAAACGAGGAUCGAGUCCAGGCGCAAGAAGGCGAUCUGACAAUCUACCGGGAUCUCGGCAUGUAUGCGAAAAAGUACGCAUCUGUGCCGACGACUUGGAGCGGCUAG
This is a messenger RNA of Penicillium canariense, 1344 nucleotides long. RefSeq lists its product as uncharacterized. NCBI's taxonomy places the organism in Eukaryota, Fungi, Ascomycota, Eurotiomycetes, Eurotiales, Aspergillaceae. Bases 1 to 1344 code for a protein of 447 amino acids. The record is from RefSeq and is a predicted model, not a curated record. The transcript is spliced from 3 exons.